AUGCCCAAGGUUAAAUCACAAAAGUUUGGAUACUCCCACAACAGUACUAAAAAUGUGAGCACUUCGACAGCAGCAACGUCAAAGCCUGCCAAGGCCAUGGCCCCUUUGUUCAGAAAAGAUUUGGGUCAGCACAUUUUAAAAAAUCCUCUUAUUGCUCAAAACAUCGUUGAAAAGGUUGCGGCUGGUUUGAAAUGCACGGACGUUGUUCUCGAAGUAGGUCCAGGUACAGGUAAUCUUACAACGAGAAUUCUUGAACAUGCAAAAAAAGUUGUGGCGGUAGAACUUGAUCCGAGAUUGGCUGCUGAAUUGGCAAAGCGUGUCCAAGGAAAGCCAGAACAACGACGUUUGGAUAUAAUGGUGGGUGAUGUUAUAAAGACUGAUCUUCCAUAUUUUGAUGUUUGCAUAAGCAACACACCGUAUCAGAUAUCUUCACCUCUUAUCUUUAAACUUCUCGAGCAUCGGCCAUUGUUCAGAUGUGCUAUACUAAUGUUUCAGCGCGAGUUUGCCUUACGCUUAAUUGCAAAACCAGGUGAUAAUUUAUACUGUCGAUUAAGUGUAAAUACCCAGUUAUACGCAAAAGUAGAUCACAUAAUGAAGAUUGGAAAAAAUAAUUUUAAACCUAUUCCACAAGUUGAUUCAUCAGUGGUUCGAAUCGAACCACGUAAUCCGCCACCACCAAUUGAUUUCAAAGAAUGGGAUGGUUUGUUGCGGAUAGUGUUUGUUAGGAAGAAUAAGACACUUUCUGCCAAUUUCAAGACGUCUUCAGUUUUAGAUAUAAUAGAAAAUAAUUAUAAAACGUUUUGCUCCGCAAAUGAAAUGAUGAUUGAUGCAAAUUUUGAUAUAAAGAACAAAGUUAUUAAUGUUCUUAAAUCUGUUGGUUUUGCUGAAUCAAGGGCUGCAAAAAUGGAUGUUGAUGAUUUUCUAAAGUAUGCUUUUGCAUUGUUUCAUAAUUUUAUAACAUUAAUACAAGAGCUAACAAGUAAUCCAGUACCUGGUUUCACGGUUGCCCUGCCUGACGACGGCAACGUGUUUGAAUGGGAUGUAGGCAUCAUAGGCGCUCCGGGUACGAUUUACGAAGGCGGUUACUUCAAGGCUAAUCUCAAGUUCCCAAAUGACUACCCGUAUAAUCCUCCAACCUUUAAAUUUAACAAUGAAUUCUUUCAUCCUAAUGUCUACCAAGAUGGUCGACUUUGUAUUUCUAUUCUUCAUCCACCUGGUGACGAUCCCACCAGCGGUGAGACAGCUGCGGAACGUUGGAAUCCAACUCAAAGUGUUGAAAGUAUCUUGAUCAGCAUUGUUAGCCUUAUGGGUGACCCAAAUUGUUCUAGCCCCGCUAAUGUGGAUGCUGGGUCUUAUAAUUCUAUUGUCCGAUCUCAAGUUGAAGCUUCAAAGAAAGACAUUCCUGAGGGAUUAAAGAUACCUACUAGUGCCGAUGAUUUUGUUCAAAAACAACGUCAUACUGAGGAUGAACAUGAUGAAAAUUUUUGUUUGAAUGCCAAUUGA
Messenger RNA from Cetraspora pellucida, 1503 nucleotides. The record is from the annotation of a GenBank genome assembly. Lineage: Eukaryota; Fungi; Glomeromycota; Glomeromycetes; Diversisporales; Gigasporaceae.